This is a messenger RNA of Fusarium pseudograminearum CS3096, 1401 nucleotides long. RefSeq lists its product as uncharacterized. The transcript is spliced from 2 exons. Gene Ontology annotation, cellular component: extracellular region. The record is from RefSeq and is a predicted model, not a curated record. NCBI's taxonomy places the organism in Eukaryota, Fungi, Ascomycota, Sordariomycetes, Hypocreales, Nectriaceae. The coding region runs from base 1 to 1401 and encodes 466 amino acids.
AUGAAGGCCGGUCUUACCUCCCUCCUCCUCGCCGCCUUGGCUGGCUCCUCCGUCGCUCAGACGCAAAGGAUCAACACAGCCAAGUUCAAUGAGGACUACCUUCGUGCUUCCAGUGCGCCCAACGCUGUUGGAAUGGCGGAGCUUCGCCAGCGCAAGAUGGCCCUCCACGAGAGCGAGGCCGCUGCCGGUGUCUUCGACAAGGACCGCUACAAGGUGCUCGGCUCUUCGACACCUUGCUCCGGUGGCAAGGCAGGAGAGUACUCUUGCAACAACAUCGACCUUAUGGGUUUCUUGCGUCACCAGGAUAUGGGUAGCCGCACCCGUGUCGGUAACGACAUCUGGGGUUGGACACACUCAAGUGGUCGCGAGUUUGCUCUCGUUGGACAGUCAGACGGCACUGCCUUUGUCGAAGUCAAGAAGGAUGGUAGCCUGACCUACGUUGGUCGCCUCCCUACCCAGACUGUCGCUUCUUCAUGGCGCGACAUCAAGGUAAUUGGCAACUACGCCUACAUCGGCUCUGAAGCCGCUGGUCACGGUCUUCAGAUCUUUGACCUGACCAAGCUUCUCAACACUGACCCCAAGAACCCUCCUACCUUCAGCAUCAGGAGUGACUUGGCCGCUCACUUCAGCGGUUUCGGCAACAGCCACAACAUUGUCGCCAAUGAGCAGACAGCUCUCAUUGCUGCUGUUGGUACAGCCUACGAUCUCAAGUGCCGUGCCGGUCUCUGGAUGAUCGAUGUCUCCAACCCCAAGCGACCCCAGGAUGCUGGCUGUGUCGCUUCCGAUGGCUAUGUCCACGACGCUCAAUGUGUCAUCUACCGCGGACCCCAGAAGGCAUUCCAGGGUCGCGAGAUUUGCUUCAACUACAACGAGGAUGCUCUUACCAUUGUUGACAUCUCUCGCCGAACCAUGCCCCGCCAGCUGUCUCGCACCACAUACAACGGUGCUACAUACACCCACCAGGGCUGGGUCACUGAGGACCACAAGUACCUCCUUCUGGACGACGAGCUCGAUGAGCAAGAAAAGACUGGUCCUGCUGCUGACCAGCACACCACCACAUACAUUGUCGAUAUCCAGGACCUUGAGUUCCCUGUUUUCCGCGGUGUCUACAAGAGCCCUGUUCGCUCAAUCGAUCACAACCAGUACAUUGUCGGUGGUGUCUCAUACCAGGCCAACUACGGAUCCGGUCUGCGCAUGGUUAACGUCAGCUCUAUUAACCAGGACGAUACUGGCGCUGGCUUCAAGGAGAUUGGUUUCUUCGAUGUCCACCCCGAGGAUGACGAGGUCGGUGGUGAGGCUCAGUUCUACGGUGCUUGGUCUGUCUACCCUUACUUCCAGAGUGGUCACAUUGUCGUCAGCUCUAUUGAGCGUGGCAUGUACUCUCUCAAGUACACUGGUUAG